AUGUCUUUCCACUUGUCAUCCGAGAGCGAGCAUUCAGAUGGAGAGCAUGAUCAGCCUCCAGCCAGAGACACGCCAGAACCAAAUCACCGCCGCACGCACGAGGCUUCUCAAGAAUCCCAUGUAGGGCCUAUCAGGAGAGCUCGAGGAUCUGAAACUGCUCCGGUACGUCCAGGCCGUGCUGGAAGGUCUGUUCCGACUCCAGUUUCAACGCGGAUGGCCAGGGCAGCCCCAUCUGUGCCUGGUGAGGUCAGUCGACCAGGUCGGUUGCCUCCGGCUCCGGGCCUUACCCAACCCAUUGCCACGGCUGGCCCCACAUCUCCGUUGAAUCCAAUUACGAACCGCCCCGUUUUGGAAGGUUGGCCCCAGGCUGUUGUGGCCAUGAACCACCAGGACGAACCUGUAAACGACGAGUUCAUUGACCUUGUUGAGGGUAUUUUUCAGCUUCAAGGCGCAUAUGCAGACCUAGCUGAGCAACUUGCCUACGUACCUGCACCUCGGCAAUAUGUAGUGAUCAUUUACAGCAUGCUGGCUUUCCGCCAAGCAAGCGAACGGCUUACUGGAGCUCUCGUCACCAUCCAAAGACCCCUUCCCACCACUGAGACGACCACCCCCUCGGGGAGGGGCUUCCACUACACAUCGGUAUUCAGUGAGGCGAUUAAUGCUCAGAGCAACCAGUUCAAACAAGAUUAUCUCCCGCGAGGUUACAUAGAUGGCGAGCUUGGAGCCUUGGGUAGUGUGGAUACGUUUGUACGAGGAAAGCUUCGGAACAGUCGAGGCAAAAUCAGGGACCUGCUGUUGACGAACAUCCAGGCAGGGGCUGGUAGGGAAAUACUGCAGCCGGUCCCCACAAUCAGCGCUUUAUUGGUUCAGAUGAAGGCAAGUUUCACGCCACCUAUCCCUGGAGCACCGGCGCCGCCAGAGCCGCGAGGGAACGAGUCCUUGUUGAAAGCACGACUGGCCUACCUGCGAAUCCAGACCAUCAUACAGUUUGGAGGCCGAGGGGGUGGGGAUGUUGGUCGACAAUGGAAAAACAUUGAUGAACAUCUGUGUGAAUUAUCGCUCAAGCAGCGCGCAUACCGCUUGGCUUUUUACCAGCUGGUCCUGGCUUACGAUCAUGCCACAUUUGGCCACGACUUGUGGACUGAGAUGGAUGUGACAAGUAUUGCUUUGCCUACCAAGGAGCAGAUAUCAGCCCGCAUGGAAGCCAACGCUUUAGCCAAUGAGCCACCUCUUCUAGACAAUGCAGCUGAUGUGUGA
This is a messenger RNA of Puccinia triticina, 1257 nucleotides long. RefSeq lists its product as uncharacterized. NCBI's taxonomy places the organism in Eukaryota, Fungi, Basidiomycota, Pucciniomycetes, Pucciniales, Pucciniaceae. The transcript is spliced from 7 exons. Bases 1 to 1257 code for a protein of 418 amino acids. The record is from RefSeq and is a predicted model, not a curated record.